AUGACACGCCUCGGCGACGCCCCGGAGAGCUUCACCACCGUCUACGUCGCCCAGCGCGGCCUGCUCGCCAUCUUCUCCUCGACCAAGCUCGCCACCUGGAUGGCCGAGCUCCACGACGCGCUACCCCUCUCGGUGCUCUCCAUCCCCGGCACGCACAACAGCCCGACCUACCGCGUCGCGCUACCCUCGGUGCGGUGCCAGGCCGUCAGCGUGCGCGAGCAGCUCGACAACGGCGUGCGCUUCCUCGACGUGCGCGUCUCCGCCGGCCGCGACGACGACAACAUGACGCUCGUGCACAGCGCGUUCCCCGUCAGCCUCACCGGCGCCCGCUACCUCGCCGACCUACUAACCGAGUGCUACGCCUUUCUCGACGCCCACCCGCGCGAGGCCCUCCUCGUGUCGGUGAAGCGCGAGGGUACCGGCCGCGCCUCGGACCAGCAAAUGGCCCGCCACCUGCACGCGCGCUUCGUCGACCGGGAUCCCGCGCGCUGGAUCGACGUGCGUCGGGCCGCGGGCGGUGAGUUUGGUAUUGAUGGCCAGUCGUGGCCGGAUAAUUGCGAGGAUGGGGCCGUGAGCAGCGGGCUUGUGCGUGUGCAGGACUUUUAUGGCGUGGGGUUGGGGACGACGGUUGAGAAGAAGAUUUCGUAUAGCUGCGCGCAGCUUGAGCGCGCUGCUUCCAUGGCUCACGAGCACGAGCAGAAUGGGACCGCGAAUGGGACUGCGAAUGGGGCAGCAGCGAACGGUGCGGUGGAAGCAGCAGCAGCAGUGGCAGCAGCAGAGGUACAGGCGGUGGUGGCAGCCGCCGUGCCGCCGCUGUUUGUCAACUUUUUGACGGCGAGCAACUUUUUCAACGCCACGUGCUGGCCCGAGAGGAUCGCCGCCAAGGUGAAUCCCCGGAUCGUCGAGUACCUGUGCGCGAGGCACGCCAUCGACGGCGCGGGCGAGAGGGGCCUUUCCGUCGGGCACGGCGGGACCGGCAUCGUCGUCACGGACUGGGUGGGUGCGCACGGGGAUUGGGAUUUGAUCCGGUGCGUGGUGGGCAUGAAUGCGAGGUUGAUUGGGAAGAAGUGA
Parascedosporium putredinis is the source of this 1071-nucleotide messenger RNA. The record is from the annotation of a GenBank genome assembly. Lineage: Eukaryota; Fungi; Ascomycota; Sordariomycetes; Microascales; Microascaceae.